Kwoniella botswanensis is the source of this 729-nucleotide messenger RNA. RefSeq lists its product as uncharacterized. The record is from RefSeq and is a predicted model, not a curated record. NCBI's taxonomy places the organism in Eukaryota, Fungi, Basidiomycota, Tremellomycetes, Tremellales, Cryptococcaceae. The coding region runs from base 1 to 729 and encodes 242 amino acids. The transcript has 2 exons.
AUGUCUCGACCAAUCCCAACGACCAAUAAACCCCGUCAACUAUCCCUUGGCUCUGCUCAAAUCGAUUCCAAUUCUGCUCUAUUGACUCCGGGCGGUACACCGCCUCAUACAGCUAAUGGACACGAUCAUGCUCAUGUUCAUACCCAUUUCGAAAACAGAUUACAACAGUUGUUGUCUUCGUUCGAAAGUGGAACGCACAGUUUCGAUAGGGAGGAGAGGGAGUCGCCCGAAGAGAGACGAAUGAGUUUCGGAAGCGGUAGCGAUGUAUUUCCAACUCCACCAUCCUCUCGUAGACCAUCAUUCCUAUCCGGUCUAUCCCUCUCACGACCAUUUGCUUUCACUUCAACAGCUUCUUCUAGUCCGAUCGCCUCUACUCCAUUAUCAGGUUCGCAUAACGGGAAAGAACAUUUCUCAAACCUUCAAAUGACAUCGGCUGCUAGUACUAGACCGAAUCUAGAGAGGGAAAAUCAAAUUCAAUCUACUCCCAAUAUCCCUCAUCAUCAUUUCGAGAAAGAAGAAGGUCAUUUACCUUUCACGGUCAACAAACAGUUGAAUAGAAGUAAAACUACUUCUCAUAUUGGCAGUAACGGUAUUACACAGAAACAAAAUGGUUUCAAACCUAAUCCUAGAUCGGAUAUGGGACAUGGUUCAGCCAAUGGCGGAGGAGGGAAAGAGGAGAAAAGACAUUUUGAUCCAUCUAGAGAACCCAAAUUAUUGGGAUUACUUUGA